AUGGCUUCCAGGUCCCUCCUCCGAUCAUCAGCCUCGUCAUCCCCCCGCCGAACCCUCCCCAGUCCUUCCUUCUCCAAAUCCUUCCAUUCCGCCACCCCAGCGCUAGCAUACGGGCAUCCGAGCACCAACAAACCCGACCCGUUCAACGUCCGAGAGGACGCGAAGCACGCAACGCAGAAGCCCGGGGACGACCCGCAGUCACUAGAAUCUCGGUUAGGAAGGCAGGCUAAAGAGCGACGUGGUAGUGAUAAUGCCACCGGGGAGAAGGAUACAACGUCGUCGACGGCAAGGACGAAGAAGGAGCAUCCGGAAGCCCCGACAUUGAUUGGGAUGCAGGAUGAGAGAGGGAAGAAGGGGACGUGA
Messenger RNA from Eremomyces bilateralis CBS 781.70, 363 nucleotides. RefSeq lists its product as uncharacterized. NCBI's taxonomy places the organism in Eukaryota, Fungi, Ascomycota, Dothideomycetes, Eremomycetales, Eremomycetaceae. Bases 1 to 363 code for a protein of 120 amino acids. The transcript has 2 exons. The record is from RefSeq and is a predicted model, not a curated record.